Messenger RNA from Microthlaspi erraticum, 573 nucleotides. The record is from the annotation of a GenBank genome assembly. Lineage: Eukaryota; Viridiplantae; Streptophyta; Magnoliopsida; Brassicales; Brassicaceae.
AUGAUAUGGGCAAUGACUGAGCUCGCAAGAAACCCUAAACUGAUGAAAAAAGUUCAAGAUGAGAUCAGAGAACGUCUUGGCAACAACAAGGAGAGAAUCACCGAAGAAGAUAUCGGAAAAGUUCCAUACUUGGACCUUGUGAUCAAGGAAACAUUCAGAUUACACCCUCCGGUUCCUCUUCUGCUCCCAAGAGAGACAAUGGCUCACAUCAAGGUUCAAGGCUAUGAUAUUCCUCCAAAGAGACGGAUCUUGGUCAACGCUUGGGCGAUAGGAAGAGAUCCUAAACUCUGGACAAACCCGGAAGACUUUAACCCCGAGAGGUUUAUCGAUAGCCCUGUUGAUUAUAAAGGACAACAUUUCGAGCUCUUACCGUUUGGCUCUGGUCGAAGGAUAUGUCCCGGGAUGGCGAUCGGGUUGGUUACUUUUGAACUGGGACUCUUGAACUUGCUUUACUUCUUCGACUGGAAAUUGCCUGAUGGGAUGACACAUAGAGACAUCGAUGUAGAAGAAGCUGGCACUCUUACAAUCGUCAAGAAAGUACCUCUGAAGUUGGUCCCAGUUCGAGUGUACUGA